AUGAAGACCGCCAUCAUCGCAUCCCUUAUCGCCUCUGCCGCUGCCUUUGCCCCCGCAAAGAACGCCGCCAAGACUUCGGUCGCCACCAACAUGGCCUUCGAAGACGAACUUGGUGCCCAAGCUCCUCUUGGAUUCUUUGACCCCCUUGGUAUGGUUGCUGAUGGAGACCAAGAAAAGUUCGACCGCCUUCGUUAUGUUGAGAUCAAGCACGGACGUAUCUGUAUGCUUGGAGUUGUUGGAUACCUUCUCAACGCCGCCGGAGUCUACCUUCCAGGAGACAUUGACUACUCUGGAACCAAGUUCUCCGACCUCGGAUACGGAUGGGAUGCUUCCUUCGCCGUCCCUGUGGCCGGUGCCCUCCAAGUCUUGGCCUUCGUUGGUCUUUUGGAGCUUGCUGUCAUGAAGGACAUUGAAGGAACUGGAAAUGAACACGUUGGUGAUUUCCGUAAUGGAGCCCUUGACUUCGGCUGGGACUCUUUCGAUGAGGAGACCAAGCUCACCAAGCGUGCUCUUGAAAUCAACCAAGGACGUGCCGCCCAAAUGGGUUUGUUGGGACUCAUGGUCCACGACAAGCUUGGAAAUGUUGAGAACUUCUUCCCCAACUAA
This is a messenger RNA of Seminavis robusta, 606 nucleotides long. Lineage: Eukaryota; Bacillariophyta; Bacillariophyceae; Naviculales; Naviculaceae. The record is from the annotation of a GenBank genome assembly.